AUGGCAGACUCCGACUUCCCACCCACAUUCAGCAUCCCAACGGAGCACCUUCAUAUCUCCUAUUUCCAACCCGACGAUCCAGCCCACGCUGCGUUUCUCGUCCAGCUGUGGAAUACCGACGACUUUAUCCAAUCCUGCGGCAAAACGGGCAUUGACAAUACCGAAAAAGCAGCAAAAUUUCUCCGCAACCAGGUGCAAGCAGGCUACAAACGAAAUGGCCAUCACCAAUUCCUCGUCUCGCUCAAACCGCACGUGGGCGCUACGCUAUCAGAAAGUAAACCCAUAGGCAUCGCGUCCUUGAUGAAAGGCGAACCGCCCAAUGCUUACUCGAGGCCGGAUAUUGGAUACACUAUCCUGCCGGACCAGAGCGGCAAGGGCUAUGCCACCGAGGCUGCUGCUAGUCUGUUGGAGUAUGCACAAAAAAGUUUGGGAAUUGAUGGCGUGUUUGGCUUUUGUGGCAAAGACAACAAGCGCAGCGCGCGCGUGCUGGAGAAAAUCGGGCUGGAGUAUCGGGGCCAGCGAAAGCUAAAGCUUUUUGGAGGUAGUGAAAGCGCGGUGUAUGCGUUGAAGGGGAUGGAUCAAGAUUUGAAGGUGUAUGGUGUAGACGACGAUGAAUGA
Molecule: messenger RNA, 618 nt
Organism: Talaromyces rugulosus
Lineage: Eukaryota; Fungi; Ascomycota; Eurotiomycetes; Eurotiales; Trichocomaceae
Exons: 1
Coding region: 1-618 (205 amino acids)
Molecular function (GO): acyltransferase activity, transferring groups other than amino-acyl groups
Source: RefSeq, a predicted model, not a curated record